CUUCAAUAGAUUAUUAUUCAGCGUAAAUGGUGAUAUCCACUUGCACGUCAGAAAAGACGCGUUUUUUCGUGUUUUUCUAAAUGGCAUUUUAUUAAUAAAAACAAAAAUUUAAUGUGCUUUCAUAAUUGGUGAUUUAUUUAGAAAAAUUUUGAAUUCUCUUAAUCCUGCAACCGAUCUUCAAAAAGACCUUUGAAAAAAGGUGUCUGCCGGUGAAAGAUUUUUCCUGUUAAAAUUAUCCCAACACCAAAAACAAAAUGUUAACACAAUAGAUGAAUACAGGUAAUGACCGGAGUACUAGAACUACUACAAAUUUUUAUUUUUUGACAAAAUGGCGGCUUCGCAAAACUAGAAAACUAAAAAAAAAGUAGUUUUUUGGGAAAUAGUUUACACUUCAACAUUAUGAGUUCGAUCCUUUACUGACAGUUUUUCUCUGAAAGUUUCAAGAAAAACGCUUUAAAAGUUUUGGAAGUCGAUUACAAAAACAAAUUCUUACAAAUACGAUAAUAUCUUCGAAACUUUUUGCGGUGUCAAAUUUUCGAGAAUACUUUCAAAUAUAUAAACAUUUGUUAAAAAUAGAUUUUUUUGAAAUACUCAAGUGGGUAUAACCUCUUAAUCUAUUACUCUGCGAGCUCGACAAAGAACUGAGAGCAAAAAUCACGAUUGCAGUAAUAACCAAUAUGUCUCAUAAAGUAAGUCCUCGAAUUGCUCGACGGCAGUAUGGUCUGUAGAAAGCUACGCCAUUCGUUCGGGUCUGCGUGGACCAUCGACACAUGCCGUGGAGAGACCGCUAAGCUUACCAAAAUGCCGUUCUUCAUAGAGCCAUUGGAUAUUUGCAUUUCUUUCUUAAAAAGAUUACCUAUGUAAAAAAAUCGGAAAGGUCUAUGGACUCAAUUCAUCACAAUUUUAAAGCCGUGGCUCUGUAGUUUCAUAUAUUUUCAAACAUAAAGGGUAUACAAAUUAUAUUGUUGCAACCCUGCGCUCGUUAUAAACAAAACCGGUGAAAUGUCAUCACGUGACGUUUUUUCAAUUUGACAAUUGUAAAUGAAGAAAAAGUUGACAAAAGCAACAUCAAAAAAAUCAUUGGCCGGUGAAAUUUGUUGAAGUUACUACAAAAGUUCAACUAAAGUUAAUUGUUUAUUAAAAAUAAUGGCCAACAAAAAGGGUAACAAUGUGGGUGGACGCACACAGCAACAAAUAAAUGAUUCCAAUGACUACAGUGCAUUCAAAGUGGUGUUCUUCUAUUGUUCUCUAAUCGUGUUCCUGCCUGUUGCAACAUUUUUCUUGCUUAAAUCUACUGUGCUGGAACGCUUUUUCACCAUGUCUGAGAUUACAACCAAUAUUUAUUCGGCGGUUGGCGCAGUUGUGGCUUUACACUUGGCGCUGGGCUUGUACAUAUAUAAAGCAUAUUUUGGUGGCAGUCAGCACACGACGGUAUCAUACAAAAAAGUCGAUUAAUGACAAAACAUGUAAGCAUAAUUAAAAGUGAUCGAUCAGAAAAGUGUGGUGUAAGCUACGGAUGUUUCUCCGAAGAACAUGUGACUCCAUUUGGGUAUUACAAUAAGUAUACUUUAAACGUAAAUGCACAUAUAGACAUUUUUAUAACAAAUACUAUACGGUUUUUCCUACAUUCAUGUACGCUUGUUUUAAAUUGUUCGAUAUAAAAAUAAAUUGUUUAAAACUAUGUACAAACAUUUACAAAACAUGUUAUGUAUGACCAUAAAUGUAAAUAAAAAUAGUUGUAAAUAAUAAACGAUUUUUAAAAAACUAAUAUAAUUCAAACUUAAUUAUUUUUAAUAUUUCAAAAACAUUUUUUGCAAAUGUGUCAAUAUUCCUGCAUGGUUACGUCCCUUUUUACUUUUCCUUUAACAUAAUUUCUACUUUCACACACGCACAUACACGAGCUUGCUCAUACAUACGAAUCAGCCGUCACCGUUGUUUGUAUAAUCUGACAUUUUGUAAAAGGCACAUUUUAAUUUCCUUCCGUGUGUAAAUAGUUAUAAUUUAAAUAUAGAAUAAAUGAGUUAAAUAACAACUACACACAAUUUUAAAUUGCAAUGAAGUUUCUCCCUUGGCGUGGUCAAUAUUUACGCUUUUACAACCAAUGGCUUAAACAAUUGGGCAAUGCGAUUGGUGUGCGAGAUCGCCCCAAAAUCUAUAAUCUAGGCGCUUGUUUUGAGGUGGAUGAGUUGGUAAGUGAAUAACACAUGCUAGUUAAUUGUAUAUAAAAAGCGAACUUAUCCGAAGUAUAGUUAUCUAAAUAGUUUAUCGGUUGAUAGGUAGUCAAUAAAUUUUGAUAAGCAAGUGAUAAGAAUAGAAUAGAUAGUAAUAACCAGCUGAUUAUUGUGCUGACAAAGUUUUAUAUAUUUAUAGAAUAUGAAACUGAUAUGAUUUGUUUAACUUAACUUUACUUUCUACGCCAUUACGUUCUAUUUAUUGUAUGCUUAAUUCAUAUACGAAGAAACCAAUAAAACAAUACAACAAUAAAGCAGCGGAUUUGUUAACUUGCCUGCGAUAUUUACCACUGCAAGUGGUGCAAAAUAAAUAUCGAUUAUACUUAGUCUUGUAAUAAAUUGAAUUGUGUGAAAGCUUCUUAUUAAAUAAAAAUUAACUUUAUUAAAAAAUUUAUUAUAGUUUCCUUGUUAUGAAGACCUGAACUUUGUUUAACAGAACUUAUGGCAGGACUGAGUGCAUUUGGUUAUCAGAACUAAAUGAAUUAAAUUUAAAUUGAUUAGGUUAAAUUUACAUUUUCGUUACAAUAUUUUUGUAGUUAUUAUCUUAUACAAUUGUAUGCACUAAAGAGAGGAUAACGAAAAUUUAAGAACGAGACUACCGGCACUAAUUCGAUUUUGCACAUCACUAGUUGUGAUAAAACAUUGCCCAACCCCUCCUCCUACUUGUUGAACUGUGUGCUGGAGAAAAACCAUAGGGAAUAGUGCUGUCAUAAAUUAAUAAUUCAUAGAAGAGUAGUUAUGUAAAAAUUAUUAUUCUUUAGUGCAAAUCAAGCCCAUCUCGCCAAUAUACAAAAAAAAAAAAACAACACCUGUGUAAACAAACAUAUAAUUGGUUUAUGUAUGCAAAGCAACAGUUGCCGUUUGUGUUCAUAUUUAUGUUUAUAAACCAGCAGUUCAGCAGUUGAUUUGCUUUCGUGUCAGAUGUCAAUAUAGCAAUAUUCUCAGUGAGCUACGGAUCGCCCGUUGGGAAGUUGCAAUAUGUCCUUGUUAAAUGCAUAUUUUGCAGUGCUUAUCAUACUUAGUGUUAGCGUAUUUGCCAGCAAAGAUUUUCAAGGUGGCUUUGCUGUGGGACGGAAUGAGUUAACAUACCGCACUGAGGAGCUAUCACAUGAAAAGUUUUUGGCCUACGGCCCGCUUUCGGAUGUACCACACUUACGAAAAGCCAUUAACAAUUUACUUAUUACAAGAGUUGUCGGCACGGCUGGACACACGCAAGUACGAGACUAUAUAACGAGUAAUUUGCGGGGACUUAAUUGGUCCGUUGAAUACGAUAAAUUCCAUGACACAGCGCCUAUUUUGGGAAAACUGCAUUUUCAUAAUAUUAUAGCAAAACUCAAUCCAGAUGCUAAACGUUAUUUGGUAUUUGCAUGUCAUUAUGAUAGCAAGUAUUUUGAAGAUUUUGAAUUUAUUGGCGCAACAGAUUCCGCAGUGCCAUGUGCAAUGCUGCUGAAUAUGGCACACAUAUUACAAACGGCGCUUGAACCAUUCCGUAAGACAAAACUAAGCUUAAUGUUUAUAUUUUUUGAUGGCGAAGAAGCUUUCAAAGAAUGGGGCCCGAAUGAUUCACUUUACGGUUCACGUCACUUAGCAAAGCUAUGGGAAGAGGACGGGACCUUAAACCGUUUGGAUAUGAUGGUUCUAUUGGAUUUAAUUGGUUCGGCUGAUCCAACCUUUUACAGUUUUUUUCCUAAUACGGAAGGUUGGUAUUCGCGUUUGGUAUCGUUGGAGGAGCGCCUUUCGGAUCUAAAUAUGUUGCAACGGUAUAUAAGCAGCGGUGUAUCGCGCCAAUACCCGAACCGUUAUUUUCAACCAAAUACAUUACGUUCUUCAAUGGUUGAGGAUGACCAUCUGCCUUUCUUAAGGCGUAAUGUUCCCAUAUUGCAUCUAAUACCGCUACCCUUCCCAACUGUUUGGCAUACGAAAGAUGACAACAAUUCCAUAAUUGACUAUAAUGCAACGGAAAAUAUAUCAUUGAUACUUCGCUUAUUUAUGAUGGAAUACUUGCAAAGCGCAAAUGAUGAGAAGUGAACUAUGACAAAGCAAGAUGUCCAACGCAAGGAGUACUUACGUAAAAUGUAAGAAUAAUCAACGUGAUAUACUAUCUGGCUGCUGAAAUCAACGCUAUUUUCAUUGUAAUAAUUGACCACAAGUUUCUAGGAAA
Messenger RNA from Bactrocera oleae (olive fruit fly), 4392 nucleotides. RefSeq names its product vacuolar ATPase assembly integral membrane protein VMA21 homolog. NCBI's taxonomy places the organism in Eukaryota, Metazoa, Arthropoda, Insecta, Diptera, Tephritidae. The record is from RefSeq and is a predicted model, not a curated record. Gene Ontology annotation, cellular component: endoplasmic reticulum membrane. Gene Ontology annotation, biological process: vacuolar proton-transporting V-type ATPase complex assembly.